GCUUACUGGAAUGCAGCUGACUUAUGUUCAUUUGUCGGCAUCACUUGCAACGAGUGAACGUGACGAAACUUUUCCUCGGGCGUACCGUAAACAGACCACUCCUCUGUAUUGCUCAUCCUAUUCCACACUAUCCAGUCCAUGCUCGCUUCACAUCUCGAACAGUCCCAGAAGAUGCGGCGGCCACGGAGCAGGCUGGGACCGCUGCCGCUGCCGACACCUCACUCAACACAACGCGUUUUACCGUGUCACACGGAGAGGCUGCAUCGGCAUCCACGUCUAACGAGGCCGUACGGCCGACGGCGACUUCACGCGUGCCGUCUUCCCAGGGUACCCUCCCCUCAACCCUUACGAGUAUGAAGGCGGAGGACAUAAUGCAAAAACUCACUUUUGCGGCUAAGAGAAACGAACAGAAGGUCGCGAAUCAAACUGUGCGACAGCUCUUGAGGACGUCCAAGCGCAGGACACAACAGAACCGUGACGACAUAGCCGUGCAUAUACUAGGUCUUACGAAACAUCGGGAGCUGUUCGAAGUCAAGACCAUCCAAGCCGUCCUUACAGACCUCCAGGAACGUGAUACCCUGUCGAAAAUGCCCACCGGUGUCCUCGCUAUUGCUCUCGCCUCUACACUCGAGCAGGCGACCGUAGACGGCAACGCAGACGAAGUCUCCAUUUACACUAUGAUCUCUCCCGUAUUGCUAUCUUCGCUGGCGUCUCGACGACCUGCAAUAUACAAAGAUCCAUCACACAAGAUAUCGCACAUGCAAACACUCUGGGCUCUCUUCAAGAUUAUCCGUAGACUAAUACACCUCGAGCAGUACAAAGCUGUUAUGCCUAUAUUCGACGAGCUCGUCAAAUCUGGGGCGAUACCCGCAAAGGCCAUGGUCGGCCUUCCUUCAAGCGGCUUCGCGCAUAUAGUCCUCACGGUCCUUCUCCGCUGCUGCAUAGACUUUGGCUGGCGCUCGCGCGCCGCAUACAUCCUGCUCGAGACGCCACAAUGGGACCAAGCCCGCUCGCCUAUGUUCAACCGGGUCCUCGACGAAGUGGUUGACUUUGUGCUGGACUCAGAGGAAGAGCCGAAUACACCAGGCCUCGCAGCGGCGCUUAUGGUGCGCAUCGCGAACAACCCGGAAGUUAUUACGCUUCCCGACCAUGUCGUCGUGCGGUUUUAUGAGGUCUUGCGCAAACACAGGCUCAGAGAGCAGGCACUGGCUUUCUACCGCGUUACUCGUGCUCCCGCCAUCCUCGAGAAGUUUAGGUAUCCGCCGCCAAAAGGCGACAGUUUCAUGUGGCUCUUCCGUUUCGCCGCGGGAGAGCGACAAAUCCAUGUAGCGCGUCUGCUGGUGAAAGACCUAGUUGACGAAGACAUCAAAAUUCCCCAGCUAGCGCGUUCGUUCGUGGUCUCCGAGGCAGCAGUUCGCGGGUUCAUGGGUUACGCGCGAACCCUCUGGGAGCGAUGGAAGAAAGAUGUGUUCGUCGUCGGAGACGGCGGCACCGCCCUAAGACUCGUUAGCAUUACUCGUAACCGCAUCUCUGCCCUCGAGCACAAGGCGCGCACCCAGGAACGCCAAAUGAAGCCACCCAGCAAGGUCGCGCUUGGCGAAUCCGACGGAGAUACGAACGAAGCUUCGGAGCCGCUGCAAGCGGAUCUCGAUCUUGCCCAAGACGUCACUUUGAGUACCGUCGAAGCUGUACCCGACUCCCCCGCUGCCCGAAGCCCAGCUGAUGCCCCGGAAGAAGAACACAGUAGUCUGUCCUAUGAGGAACGCAUCGCGGAUUACCGAACAUUUGCCGAAGACGUCGUGAAGACGUUCAGAGGAAUUCAUGAGCCACUCGAGCGCGCACCUCACAAGACCUUGAAUGCGUUGGCGCGAGUCUAUAUCAUGAUGGACGAUGUCGAGGAAGGGUUCGCGAUGCUCAAAAUUAUUAUACAGCGUGGACAGGUGCCGGACGUGCGGGACGUGAAUGUCGCGUUGUCAGCGUUGUCGAGCCAGAAUCCCCGCGCCGCGUCCCGGAUACUCGAGCGAAUGAUCAGGCUGGGCAUCGAGCCCAGCGUCGUGUCGUUCGGGACGGUCAUCCAUCACGCCCUCCUGAAGGACGACAUGACCCUUGUUUCCGCUCUGAUCACUCGAUCACGGCAAGUUGGGAUCGCCCAGCUCGAUUACAAGACGAUCGGUACCCUCAUCCGCUCAGCAAUUUCGGUACCUUACGAUGAGAAAUCUCCCAACCGCCAGCAGCUUCGGAAGGUCGAGGACCUGGUAUAUUCACUCACCGACGCGGGCUACGCGGUGUCACCCGCCAUUGCCACGGAUUGUAUCCACACCGCCUUACGUGCUGACAAGCCCGUAACGGCGUUCGAGUUCUGGCAGCUCCUCGUCGACGGCAAAGUCGAGCAUACGGACAAACAGCAGGUGGCCCUCCGGACCCGCAUAGCCCGCAACCUUGUGCGACAUGUCAGGGCAGGUGUCCUACGAGAAGCGUCUUCGCGCUCUAUGAUCUGGGAGCUCGGCCUACGGCCCUCGAGCAACGGCAGGAUGAGCUGGCUCGAAGAAGAGGGCACGGAGCAGGAACAGUCAUAGGCAGCGGAAGAGGGAGGGACUCGCCUAAAGGCUCCGGACGCUGGUGAUCACCGGGGAAGCUCUUUCUGCGUCCGGAACGUUGAUGCUGAAGCAGGAUGCGGCCUUCACGAGGCCUGCAGCAGCGGCUGGCCAGUGCAGCGACACGGUCAUGGGAUGCAGGAGCGACGCUCUGUGUCCGUCGCUCGCGCGCGAUCGGGAGCGAGUCUUGGUCAUUGGGCAGGCUCGCUCAUCAAAUUCGGGUGCAGUUGUGGUCGCUGCUGGAAGGUGUGUGUAGAAUGCGGGGGCGCUGGUUGCGGGGGCAGCAAGCUUUGUUCACGUGGUGGAAACCUUUCUUUUCUUCCAGAACGACCGCGGUGGGCGGUAUGUAGGCUGGGGAGUGGAGCUAUGCACAUGGGCUGGGACGGGUGGCGGCUUGGACUGUCGUCUGUCCGCCUCGCGAGGGCCGGGGUGCAGCGGUGGCGGUAGCGAUACGAUACUGUAACUGGCUGGCUGGGACGAUGUCCUCUGGCCGAUAAUCUCACUCGUCUGGACACGGACUGCGUGACCAUCAGGGAUUUGAUUCAGUGUUGAACGUUGAUCAGGCUCGGUA
Molecule: messenger RNA, 3165 nt
Organism: Phanerochaete carnosa HHB-10118-sp
Lineage: Eukaryota; Fungi; Basidiomycota; Agaricomycetes; Polyporales; Phanerochaetaceae
Exons: 1
Molecular function (GO): protein binding
Source: RefSeq, a predicted model, not a curated record